CUUCUUUUUUUUAGUGUCUUAUUUUGGGUAUGGCUGUAGUUGGACGAACUACUGUUCUCCUCAUCUCUCUUUAUCUUUUUACAUAUUUUUUUACUUCUUCAUGGCAACAAAAACAUACUUUAUAUAAACGAGAUGCUAUUAUUGAAAAUAAGUGUGACAAUAUAUAUCAAUAUGAUGAUCAGUGUACCUAUGUAUUAGAACAUUGUCAAGAUACUACUCCUGGUCUUAUCAAUUAUAUCCAACUCUAUUACUGCUCUUCUACUGUAGGAAAACCCAUCAUUUUUCUAUUCUUAUGUACUUGGUUAUUAUUUCUUUUUGGAUUUGUUGGUAUAGCUGCAUCUGAUUUCUUUUGUCCCAAUCUACAAACCAUCGCCUCAGCACUUCAUUUAUCUGAAAGUCUAACAGGUGUUACUUUUUUGGCAUUUGGCAAUGGAAGUCCUGACUUAUUUUCAACGUUUACUGCCAUGAAUUCUAAUAUGGGAUCACUUGCUCUAGGGGAACUUAUUGGUGCUGCUUCUUUUAUAGUGAGUGUGGUGGCUGGAUCCAUGUGUGCCAUUAAACCAUUCAGAGCCAAGAAACAUAGUUUUUUACGUGAUGUAUCUUUCUUUACUCUAUCGAUCAUUAUGGUUCUUAUCAUUGUUGCGGAUGGCUUGAUUUAUUUAUAUGAGGCUAUUCUCUUGAUUGUCUUUUAUAUUUUAUAUGUCGCUUUAGUGGUGGGUGGAAAUUACUUUAUGAAAAGAAGGUCAAAUUAUAUGAAUUUGAUUCAACGUGCUCGAUCGGAAUAUGAAGAAAAUGGACCGGAAGUGGAUAGUUUACUCUUGGGCAAUAUAUGGGAUGGCUCAGAUCAACAGAGUGAUGAAAUGGAAUUAUAUGACGAAGGAUUUGAAACAGAAGGUUAUCAAGACUAUACAAGACAUGACAAUGCUCUACCAGGUCAUAUGAAAUUACGUAUUCGAACAUCAUUGUUUUCUGCCAUCGAAUUUCAAGAUGUAGUGAAAUCAUUACAACGAACAAAUAUGAGUCAUCGGUAUACAUCCAUCCGUCGUCGACAUCAUCAACAAACUCGAUUUGGAAAUGGAACAGAAGGGAAUACAAAUGUACCACUAACACCACAGGGACAACCACCUAACUAUCAACAAUCAGCAUCUGUCGAGACAUUAGGAUUUGAUCAUCAAUCUAUAUCACAACCAUGGAAUCGCAUUCGAUUAGCGCUACCUGUUUUCGUCUGGGACAAUCUAGAUGAUCUCAAUUACCAUCUAUUUCCUUCGUUAGGCAAUUUUGACGACAAAUCGAUCUUCAACAAAAUCAGCUCCGUGAUCUCGGCACCUAUGAUUUUUCUUCUUGUGAUCACUUUACCAGUGGUGAAAGGAACAAUGAAAGAUGAGGGUGGCGAUGUGGCAUUGAACGAUGAUACAUUGACGAUGCUGGAAGAUUAUUAUUCAGAUACUGACAACAUCGAUCUGACAGAAAUGGAUUCGGUUGCAACAAGUACAGCAGCAUGGAGUCGAUGGUUGACAGCUCUUCAAUUGGUUGGAUCUUCGGUUUUAUUUGGACUGGUGCUGGCUAUUAAUAAGACGAUACCGGCGGUCAUCAUUUUACCAGUGAUGAUGGGUUCUGGUCUCUUACUGUCUGGCUUAUUUUUAUCGACUACUUCACAACAACAUCGACCUCGAUUGUACUGGAUGAUGUGUUUUGUAGGUUUUGCUAUGGCUGUACUUUGGAUCUAUAUCAUUGCAAAUGAAGUUGUCAGUGUAUUACAAGCAAUUGGUAUGGCUCUAGGUGUUAGUGAAGCUAUUCUUGGCUUAACUGUUUUUGCAGUGGGGAAUAGUUUAGGUGACUUUGUUGCUAAUGUGACCAUGGCAAGAAUGGGAUAUCCACUAAUGGCCAUGAGUGCUUGCUUUGGAGGGCCUAUGUUGAAUAUCAUGCUUGGUAUAGGUAUAGGUGCUACUUAUGUGACAUGUCAACGUCAAGAACCUUAUGCUAUUGAUGUAUCAAGUACCAUCAUAGUUUCUUCUAUUGGACUUUUGAUAGUAUUGAUCUCCUCUCUUGUAUUUGUUCCUUUGAAUGGAUAUCGGAUGUCUAAGUGGUUUGGCUAUACCUGGAUUGGCAUCUAUUUAAUAACCAUGAUGAUCAAUUUGAUUUUAGAACUUAGAUCAUAGUAGUAGUAAUAUAGAAAUAUUCCCUCUUUGCAUUAUAUUCAUUUGUUUUGAUCUAUUUGUUUUUAUAAUAAAUGGAAC
Molecule: messenger RNA, 2237 nt
Organism: Halteromyces radiatus
Lineage: Eukaryota; Fungi; Mucoromycota; Mucoromycetes; Mucorales; Cunninghamellaceae
Product: Sodium/calcium exchanger protein-domain-containing protein
Exons: 10
Coding region: 30-2159 (709 amino acids)
Biological process (GO): monoatomic cation transport; intracellular calcium ion homeostasis; transmembrane transport
Cellular component (GO): membrane
Molecular function (GO): monoatomic cation transmembrane transporter activity
Source: RefSeq, a predicted model, not a curated record